UCCUCUUCUCCUUGCGGCCGCAGAGCCGCAGACGUAGCAGGUGAGGUGGGCCCCAGGGGCGAGGAUCUGCCUGGUCCGCCUCGGCCUUGCGGGCGGCAGGGUCCCCCGCCCCUGCCCUCAGGUCUGAAAAGGUUGGCAGCGCCCGGCCCUACGCGGUGGCUGCCUGAACCUGCCUCUGUCUCCUUUGGGUCGUGCGAGACCAUUCAGGAAAGGUUCCGCAGAGGAAGGGGCCGCUAGUUCACUCGGGUGACAGAACUGUCAUCCCCUGUUUGAGGAGCGCCUCAUUGCACGUGCGUCCACCUCGUCUUUCUCGGACUCUUCCCUUCUCCCGAGAGCGGCCUCAGUAUCUGCAUCUCCGGCAGCUUCUGCCCAGAAAUCUGAUUGGAGUUGGAGGGUGAAAAGAAAAAAUGGAUUCUUUUUCUAACUUACCUGCAGAGAACUUAACCAUUACAGUCAAUAUAACCAAGACUUUGUCUACAACAGUCCCGCAUGGAUUUAAUGCCACAAAUGACCCACCUUCAAUGUCAAUAACAAGGCUUUUUCCAGCCUUACUAGAAUGCUUUGGCAUAGUCCUUUGUGGCUAUAUCGCAGGAAGGGCCAAUGUCAUUACGUCAACACAGGCCAAAGGACUAGGAAAUUUUGUUUCCAGAUUUGCACUUCCAGCUUUAUUAUUCAAAAACAUGGUUGUACUUAAUUUUUCUAAUGUGGAUUGGUCUUUCCUAUAUAGUAUAUUAAUUGCCAAAGCAUCUGUGUUUUUCAUUGUAUGUGUAUUAACCUUAUUGGUUGCCAGUCCUGAUAGUCGAUUUAGCAAAGCUGGAUUAUUCCCUAUUUUUGCUACACAAAGUAAUGACUUUGCAUUGGGAUACCCUAUAGUUGAAGCUUUGUAUCAGACUACGUACCCAGAAUAUCUCCAGUACAUUUAUUUGGUGGCACCAAUAUCUCUUAUGAUGUUAAACCCUAUAGGGUUUAUCUUCUGUGAAAUCCAGAAGUGGAAAGACACGCAAAAUGCUUCUCAAAACAAAGUGAAAAUCGUGGGACUAGGACUUCUGCGUGUACUACAGAACCCAAUAGUAUUUAUGGUCUUCAUUGGCAUUGCCUUCAAUUUUAUUCUUGAUCAAAAAGUACCCAUAUAUAUGGAAAAUUUUCUUGAUGGACUUGGAAAUUCUUUUUCUGGAUCAGCCCUAUUUUAUCUUGGUCUUACAAUGGUAGGAAAAAUAAAGAGACUGAAGAAGUCAGCAUUUGUGGUACUGAUUCUUCUCAUCACAGCGAAACUCCUGGUGCUGCCACUUCUGUGCAGAGAAAUGGUGGAACUCUUGGACAAGGGCGACAGUGUAGUGAACCACACAAGUUUAUCAAAUUAUGCAUUUCUGUACGGUGUCUUUCCUGUAGCACCAGGAGUGGCUAUCUUUGCAACACAGUUCAACAUGGAAGUAGAGAUUAUAACCUCAGGGAUGGUAAUUAGCACAUUUGUGUCUGCUCCAAUCAUGUACGUUUCUGCCUGGUUACUGACCUUUCCCACUAUGGACCCUAAGCCAUUGGCAUAUGCCAUCCAGAAUGUUAGUUUUGAUAUAAGUAUUAUAAGCCUGGUCUCCUUGAUCUGGUCUUUGGCUAUCCUCCUUUUGAGUAAGAAGUAUAAACAGCUUCCUCAUAUGCUUACGACUAACUUACUCAUUGCUCAGUCUAUUGUCUGUGCUGGAAUGAUGAUAUGGAAUUUUGUUAAAGAAAAAAAUUUUGUUGGACAAAUUUUGGUGUUUGUUCUAUUAUACAGCUCCCUGUAUAGCACCUACCUGUGGACAGGCCUUCUAGCCGUUUCUUUAUUUCUUUUGAAAAAGCGAGAGAGCGUACAAAUUCCUGUUGGCAUCAUCAUCAUAUCGGGCUGGGGAAUUCCUGCCCUACUUGUUGGUGUUCUUUUGAUAACUGGAAAACACAAUGGAGAUAGCAUUGACUCUGCCUUCUUUUAUGGAAAAGAGCAGAUGAUCACCACUGCAGUCACCCUGUUCUGCAGCAUUCUGGUGGCCGGGGUGUCGCUGAUGUGCAUGAACCACACCACCCAAGCAGGACGCUAUGAAGGUUUCAACCAGUCUCAGAACCACAAAGCAGCAGAGCCUACUGGGAACACUGCUUUUGAGGAGAGUCCAGCACCAAUAAAUGAACCAGAACUUUUUACAAGUUCUGUUCCAGAAACAAGUUGCUGUUCCUGCUCCAUGGGAAAUGGUGCAUUACACUGCCCAUCAACAGAGACAGUAGCAAACAUAAGCACCAGUGGGUCUGUGACUCCUUCAUUUGAGAAAAAUGAUCAUUGUGUGAGUCGCUGCAACUCUCAGAGCUGCAUAUUAGCCCAGGAAGAAGAACAGUAUCUGCAGAGCGGGGACCAGCAACUGACUCGACAUGUGUUGCUGUGUUUACUUCUCAUUAUUGGCCUGUUUGCUAAUCUUUCCAGUUGUCUAUGGUGGCUAUUCAACCAAGAACCUGGAAGACUGUAUGUUGAGUUACAGUUUUUCUGUGCUGUGUUUAACUUUGGCCAGGGAUUUAUUUCAUUUGGAAUCUUUGGCCUGGACAAACAUUUAAUCAUCCUACCUUUCAAAAGAAGACUUGAAUUCCUAUGGAACAAUAAGGAAACAGCAGAAAACAGGGACUCUCCUGUUUCUGAGGAAAUAAAAAUGACAUGUCAACAGUUUAUCCAUUAUCACCGUGACCUCUGUAUCCGAAACAUUGUCAAGGAAAGAAGGUGUGGUACAAAGACUUCUGCUGGGACCUUCUGUGGCUGUGACCUGGUGAACUGGCUCAUCGAAGUGGGCCUUGCCUCUGACCGGGGUGAAGCUGUGAUAUACGGAGACAGACUGGUGCAAGGAGGAGUCAUCCAGCAUAUUACCAAUGAAUAUGAAUUUCGGGAUGAGUACUUGUUUUACAGAUUUCUUCAGAAGAGUCCUGAACAGAGUCCUCCUGCCAUUAACAUAAGCACUCCCCGACAGGAAAUAUAUAAGGAGACUGAGCACUCACCUCCAUCCUCACUUUCCCCUAAGACCUAACUUACGAUGGAGAGAACCCACAGGGAAUCUCAUUCUAGCCCAAGAUCUGCUGCUUGUGAGAGAUAUUAUCUUGGGCAAGUUUCAACCUCUUGGAACCUCAGUUGUGUCUUCUGUGAAAUUUUACAAGAUGCAUUUCCAUCUCAUGCUCGUAAUGUUCUAUGAUUUUAUGUAUAUGUAAAAUAUUAACACAUAGAAAACUGACAGGAAAAAGAGAAAACCAAAUCAAAAUGUAAAGUUCUGGUAAUGAAUGUAAUAACCUACUACAAAGUAAUAUGCCAACAUUCUAAAAUCAUUGCUUUCUGCAAGUGUUUGCUAUCGUUUCAGAAUCUCCAUCCAAUGAGCUUUCCUUUAAAUUGCCAGAUUUGGCAGGUAUACUACAGGCAAGGAAUGGACCUUUAAUUAUAACUUAACAUUUAUUGACAGCACCUUCUAAAAGGAAUUUUAAUGAUUCUAAAAGGAAGUUUUUCUUAUUUUCCCAUUUCACUGACAAAUAGCACUCAUUUAAAAACUAGAAGCACUAGUUUUUAAGGUUUAUCUUUUUCUUGCUUUUCUAUCUAAAGUUUUAAUCUGUACCAUUACGAAAGAAAUAAGAACUUCCAUAAAUACUAUCUCAACAACCGUUCCACAGAAAUAGUCUUUCAUGUUUAUACUACAAGUAAUAAUUUGAGCUGAUUCAUUUAAAUGUUUUAAACAGAAUGACUGCCGUGUGAAGCAUCAUUUCUGGUAUUUGCAGAUAAUACCGCAAUGCAGAAGGAUAACUUUACUGCUUGUUCCCUUUAGUUAAAAUUUAAAAAUUUUAACUAUAUAGAUCAAACCAAGAUCUUAAAACUCAAAAUCUAGAAUCCUACAUUACAUUUAGAAUUUAAUAUUUUUUAUUGUCCAUGUAUGAAAAUCUAUAAACUUUAAAAUUGCUAAAUGUUGCCCACUAUCUUAGUCCAUUUAGGUUACAAUAGCAAAAUACCAUACAAUGGAUAGCUUAUAAACCACAGAAACUUAUUUCUCACAAUUCUGGAGACUGGGAACUCCAAGAUUAAGGCAUUGGCAGAUUGGGGUGUUUGAUGAGGGCUCAAUUUCUGGUUCAGAGAUAGUACCUUCUUGCUGUGUCUUCACAUGGAUUCUGGUGUCUUCAGCUCCUUAUAAGGAUACUAAGCUCAUCAUGAAGGCUCUGUCCUCAGGACCUAGUCACCUCCCAAAGAUCCCACCUCCUAAUACUAUCACACUGGGGAUUAGGUUUCAACAUAUGAAUUCUAGGAAGACACAAACAUUCAGAUUUAUGAACCUUCAGAUAAUAUUUAUCUUAGUAAAUUAAAAAGACAUCUAUUCACAUGACCUUUGAACAUCUAAUUAAUUAUAGGUGUCAAUGUUGGUUUAACUUACUUGAAACUCAUUUCAAAUGUUUAUUUAUCUCAUACUUUCAGUAGCUCAUAUAUAAAAGCUCUUUCAAACAAUCUAUGGGGUUAGUGUCAUUGUCCUUCUAAUGCAACAAAUACAUAAUUUUUUUUAAAAAAUCUGCAUGGAUGUAUAGUGUAUUUAAUAUGUAAAUUACCCUUUAGUAUUAACUUAUACCAAUUUUAAGUUAUAACUAGGGAACAGGGAUGUUUUUAAGCAGAACUGUCUUGCUGUGGGACUUUUAAAUUUUACUAUGACCCCAUCAUAACUCUCUAAAUACCCAGGAGUAAGUGUAAUGCCUCAUUGCUGUAUCAGGAGGCUUUUAUCAUUAUGGUAAUAAAGAUAUUAAUUCACCCUGCAUGCAGGCAACUCGGACUCAAGUGGAGAAUAUACUUUGUGAACAAGUCAUGCCACAUUUGUUUUGUUAUUUGCACGAACAAAAUCUGCAACAUCUUUUCCAUGGGAGACACUAAAAGAUAACUAUGGAUCAGAAUGAUCUGCAGUUACAAAUAAUGAAAACUUUCAUGAAAUGUUUUUAGAAUUAAGGAUAUGCUAAUUUUGUUAAAUGAAAAUAUUUGUAACUGUUACUUUCUCACUGACAAAGCAAGUUUCUCAAUAAAAUGCCUAUUUUAACUGA
This is a messenger RNA of Tupaia belangeri chinensis (Chinese tree shrew), 5055 nucleotides long. RefSeq names its product G protein-coupled receptor 155 (gene GPR155). NCBI's taxonomy places the organism in Eukaryota, Metazoa, Chordata, Mammalia, Scandentia, Tupaiidae. Gene Ontology annotation, cellular component: membrane. The transcript has 16 exons. Bases 408 to 3029 code for a protein of 873 amino acids. The record is from RefSeq and is a predicted model, not a curated record. Gene Ontology annotation, biological process: negative regulation of BMP signaling pathway; transmembrane transport; intracellular signal transduction.